Heterobilharzia americana is the source of this 1389-nucleotide messenger RNA. NCBI's taxonomy places the organism in Eukaryota, Metazoa, Platyhelminthes, Trematoda, Strigeidida, Schistosomatidae. The record is from the annotation of a GenBank genome assembly.
AUGUUUAAGUUGAGUCACGUUUUGUUUUGUAUUUCUCUUGGUUACUUUUGUUUUGUUGCGUGGUCGUUAUAUGAGGUGUUUUACCCUCAAAGUUGCAAAGCAUCUCUGCAAUGUCUGUCACCAGCAUGGAAGUCUGAUGACCAUUUCAAGAUACACUUAAACUUCGUGAAAGGCAAUUUGGUCGAAACCAUUUUGAAAACCGAUAUUUUCCAGAUUAACAGCGGGAUUGUGACAAAAUUUAACUUUACCGUCCCUUCGCUAGUAAUUAAUGAGGCAAAUGUGACGGCUCGUUUGCAGCUGCUAACGGAUAAAAAUGUGAUCAUUUGGAGCAAUGAUAUAAGUUUGAUGAGCUAUAAGGAACCUUUUCGAAUGGCUUUUAACCUGUUGAGUAGCAACGUAUCAUCCAAUGAAUCAAGUAAAGAUGAGGGUUUGCUCGUGCCGUUUUGGUUGUCGACGUUGCGUGUUUAUGUACUUAAUACUGCUAUAUCUUUCAGUCGAUGUAUGCUGGAAACCAUGGCUGAUCAGCUGCGCUCUUAUGGGCUGAAACCAAAGGAUAUCGAUGAAAUACGUGGCAUUUUUCUGGAUACAAAUUUUUAUCUUCUAAUAACUACGCUAUUUGUCUCGAUUUUCCACUUGCUGUUCAACUUUUUGGCCUUCAAAAAUGACAUUUCAUUCUGGCGACGCACAGAUAAUACCGUUGGCUUAUCCAUACGGACAGUUAUUUGGCGAUUUUUCAGCUCUUUGGUUGUGUUUCUACAUUUAUGGGAAGAAAAGAGUAGUCUUUUGGUAUCAGUCCCAGUUGGGAUAUCUACGAUCAUUGAACUAUGGAAGUUAGGACGUAUGACAAAAUUUUCCAUCAGUUUUCGUCAUGGUAUCCAAUGGGGUAAACGCUCGAAGGCUGAAGAAGCUACUGACCAGUUGGAUGCCCAAUUUCUGCGUUGGUUGUUGUAUAUCAUGAUUCCUCUUUGCAUUGGUGGCUCAGUUUAUUCCUUGUUUUAUGUAUCACACCGGAGCUGGUACUCUUGGUGUUUGCAGACUAUGGUUCAUGGUGUAUAUGCCUUUGGUUUAUUGUUGAUGACACCACAACUGUUUCUCAACUAUCGUUUAAAGUCUGUGGCACAUUUACCAUGGAAAGCCAUGACCUACAAAGCAUUCAACACCUUUAUUGAUGAUUUUUUCGCAUUCAUCAUUGUUAUGCCUACUUCCCAUCGAAUUGCUUGCUUACGUGACGAUUUAGUAUUUUUAAUCUACUUAUAUCAACGAUGGUUGUAUCCCGUGGACAAAUCGCGUGUAAAUGAAUUCGGUCAAACAGGUGAAUCAGAUACGGUUACAAAAUCCUUAUCUGAUACUAGUUCUGCUAAUAAUAAAGGAAAAUUGAAGGUGACCUGA